AUGACCUUUGACGCUUUCGAGGCCCGGCUGCACUUCCUCAAGCUUCUACGCCAGCUCAACGCCUCGCAGCCGUCCAUCCAAAAGGUCGUUUCAUAUGCUAUAAAAUAUGGCUCGCGGUGUGGUGAGGAUCUCUGGGAAUGUAUCACUGAGGAGUGCGGGAAGGGCUCGCUGAAUACCCGCAUCAACAUCCUGUAUUUCAUCGACUCGCUCCUUGAGGCUUGUCAACCCCUGUCGCUCGCGGAUGCGCCAUAUCUUGGACUGGUAGGCAGGGAUCUGGGCGAUAUUGUCGAGAGGGUGAUCCCAGAGACGAGGGAGGGGGUUCUCAACCUCAAGUCGACCAAGCAGAAGGUGCUCGAUAGCUGGCGUCUGAGGCGACUGGUGGACCCGCAGAUCGUGGACGACGUUCUCAAGAAGCUAGAGGCGAGGCGACAGCAUCCCCCUUCCGAUAAGAAACGCUCACAUGAAGAGACAUUCUCACAUGCGGAUAUCCUCAGGCGUAUGGAGGAGGAUCGCGAAAGACACAAGCGCCUCCGAGAACGUAUCUGGAUCCUCCCCAUUCCUUCCUUAUCCGCUGCGUCACCGAAGUCUCACCCUUCCCGGCCUAGCACCGGCACCGGCACCGGCACCAUGGCCUUCUCGUUCCAGUCCCCCGCAUCCACAUCGCCCGCAACGCCCGCCUCUCCUUCAGCCCGGCGGAAAACAGCUGGAGUGUCAGAGAGGAAUAUGCCGCCCCCGCCGGUCCCGGCUGUUUCUGCGGCGAAGGAGGGGGAUGGUACGCAUGUGAAUGGGGUGGUGGUACCGCAUCCUACGGCCUUGGAGGUGGAGUUUGAUGCGAUGUGGGAGGCGGAGGGCGAGCUGGACGAGGAUGAUUUGGGGAUCAUGCGAGAGCAGGCGCGCAUUGCUCGAAUGCAGAGUGAGGUGAAGUGA
Messenger RNA from Dioszegia hungarica, 927 nucleotides. Its product is annotated as CTD kinase subunit gamma CTK3-domain-containing protein. The record is from RefSeq and is a predicted model, not a curated record. Gene Ontology annotation, biological process: positive regulation of transcription by RNA polymerase I; positive regulation of DNA-templated transcription, elongation. The transcript has 6 exons. Gene Ontology annotation, cellular component: CTDK-1 complex. NCBI's taxonomy places the organism in Eukaryota, Fungi, Basidiomycota, Tremellomycetes, Tremellales, Bulleribasidiaceae. Bases 1 to 927 code for a protein of 308 amino acids.